Sclerotinia sclerotiorum 1980 UF-70 is the source of this 1791-nucleotide messenger RNA. RefSeq lists its product with no specific name. Bases 1 to 1791 code for a protein of 596 amino acids. The transcript has 4 exons. The record is from RefSeq and is a predicted model, not a curated record. Lineage: Eukaryota; Fungi; Ascomycota; Leotiomycetes; Helotiales; Sclerotiniaceae.
AUGGUAGACUUGCAUCCUAUUGUCAUUCUACCAUUCGAGCACAAAUUCAAAUCUGUCACCUACACAUGUAGCGGAGAAGGACUACAUAAAGAUGGCUACCCUUACGAUCCCCACGCUGAAAAACUGCUACCCUCAAAGAGCCCCAAGCCAGGUAAUACUAAAGGUAUUGAAACAAAGCCAGCAGGAUGGUGGAGAGCUCAAUGCGCUUUUAGAGGACUAAACCAGUCUGGAUCAAUCGCCGAUUUGCAGUUGAGGUUGAGGGAAGCAAAAGCGAAAAUGAUCCCGGAACUUAAGACUGCAGAAUCCCAAUUGAACAAAGACUUUAAGAAACAAAAUAAAAUUGCGAGAGAUGGUGGAUGGAAAAAAUUAAAAACGGCCGAGGAGAAGGCUGAAGCAAAUCCAGAGAAAUACCUCAGUGAAGAAUUUCCGAAAACUGCCACAGGCCGCCCAGCAAAUCUGGAUAUUGUCAUUCUCAAAACUGAACAUCGAGCCGCCUUAGCUGCAGCUGCUGAUAAGAUGGGAUUGGAGUCUGUAUCGGUGGAUGCCCCUUGGGUCGGCAACAUACGGCCUUCUCCAGAUCGUUGGAUCGUCAUAGGAAGAAGCAGAGAUGCUGUCUGGAAUCAAAUGCGUGAGAUUGAGCGGCCAGCAGCUCGGCCUAAGGAAGACAUGCCAAAAGUUAGAGAGAAACAAACAUCCAAGGAGCCCCUUGGAGGUCCAACAAAGCAGACAGCCAGAAAAUCUGCGCAAAGUACAGGGACGCAUGAUAAUUUGUUUGGCGAAACGGCAACUCAUGCCGCACGCCCAAUCCUACCAUUGCCGCGAAAGAGACAGAAAGCUAGGAAAAAUGCGCCAAGCACAGCCAUUCAUGAUGAUUUAUUUGGCGACAGUGAUUCUCAUUUUACACGCCCAGGACCAGUUACCCCACGACCAGGACUAUUUACAGCUAGAAAGACUGCACCAAGUACUAGCACUCACCCAAACCUUUUUUCAGAUGGUGAUGAAGAUGGAGACGAUGUCAAACUGCCAGCUACAAAAAGAGCACGGACGUCGGCCAGCGGUUCCCGAACUAUUUCAGAUGCUACCAAAUCAGAAGGGACAUGGGAUGUUCGAGGUUCCUAUGUAAUCGAAUGCCCAAAUAUUGAGGACGAGUGGGGAGAAAAAGACUCGGAGCUUACUCUUGAUAUUUAUGUCGAGAACAAGAACGGUAGACAACAAAUGUUUGCAAUGUUUCACUUUAUAGUUGUAGAGGGAAUCAUGCGAUUUGAAAGGCCCAUCCCUAUACCACGUUCGCAGCGUGGUAAGAGGAAACGAGAAGAUGCUUACAUGGAUGAAGAUGGAGACAUUUUGAUGAGCGAUAUCCCUCAAUAUGAUGCCAAUGGUAAUGAUCCGAAUAGCUGCAGAGAAAGCGCAUUUUUUCUAGGAGCUAACGAUAAGCCUUCGGCUCGGCAACCCACUUGGCAGUACCGGUGGCGUGGGGAGGAGACUGGUGAAGGAGAGAUUCAGCUUGGCUCUGAUAAAAGAUUGGAAAGCAUCACUUUUAACGAUAAGGAAAAGUCGCUUUCUGGCACGUUCACGUGUGAUUUUGCGGGAAAAUGUACUUUCACAGGGUUUAAGGAAGUGUACCAUCCACACGAAUCACGCAUCGACCCCGAGGUUGAAUGGGCAGAUCGCAGUGAGGCUGCUUAUGAAGAUGCCCGUCGAGCCAGCAACGCUUUGGCACAAUAUUACAAAAAGGGGAUCCCGCAUACUUGUCGCAACAUCGCACAAGCACUUUUAACAUCCCACCAUUGA